This is a messenger RNA of Neoarius graeffei (lesser salmon catfish), 1815 nucleotides long. RefSeq names its product adenosine kinase a (gene adka). The transcript has 11 exons. Gene Ontology annotation, biological process: purine ribonucleoside salvage. The coding region runs from base 85 to 1164 and encodes 359 amino acids. Gene Ontology annotation, cellular component: cytosol; nucleus. The record is from RefSeq and is a predicted model, not a curated record. Gene Ontology annotation, molecular function: adenosine kinase activity. NCBI's taxonomy places the organism in Eukaryota, Metazoa, Chordata, Actinopteri, Siluriformes, Ariidae.
UUCUACCGCUGUUUCUCAUUCAGAUUUGCUCAAGCAAGCUGGCAGGGACGUGUUUUAUUAUUUUAGUAUACAGUUAGAGAAGCCAUGGCUACAGGAGAGCCCAAAAGUAAGAAAAUCAAACUUGAGGAAAAGACAACCAGUCCAAAUGCUCUUUUCGGCAUGGGAAAUCCUCUACUGGAUAUUUGUGCUGUGGUGGACAAGGAUUUUCUUGACAAGUAUGGGCUCAAGCCAAAUGACCAGAUUUUAGCAGAGGACAAACACAAGGAAAUGUUUGAUGAAAUCGUCGAGAAGUUUAAAGUGGAGUACCACGCUGGCGGUGCCACCCAGAACUCUGUGAAAAUCGCUCAGUGGAUGAUCCAGAAGCCCCCGAAAGUGGCCACCUUCUUCGGCUGCAUCGGCAAAGAUGAGUUUGGAAAGAUUCUGAAGCAGAAGGCAGCAGAGUGCCAUGUGGACGCCCAUUACUAUGAGCAGACCGAGGAACCAACAGGGACCUGCGCUGCCUGCAUCACUGGAGACAACAGGUCUCUUGUUGCUAAUCUGGCGGCUGCCAACUGCUAUAAGAAAGAAAAACAUCUGGACCUGGAGGAGAAUUGGAAGCUAGUAGAAAAAGCAAAAGUCUACUAUAUUGCUGGUUUCUUCUUGACCGUGUCCUUGGAGUCGAUCCUGAAGGUGGCGAAGCACGCCUCCGAGAACAACAAGAUCUUCAGCUUGAACCUGUCUGCUCCCUUCAUCAGCGAGUUCUUUAAGGAUUCCCUAAUGAAGGUCAUGCCCUAUGUGGACAUCCUGUUCGGCAACGAGACGGAGGCUGCCACGUUCGCGCGCGAGCAGGGCUUCGAGACAGAGGACAUCGAGGAGAUUGCCAAGAAGACCCAAAGCUUAACCAAGGUGAACAAGAAAAGGCAGAGAAUCGUGGUCUUUACCCAGGGCAAGGAAGGCACCAUAAUGGCCAAAGGGGACAAGGUGGAAAUGUUCCCCGUCAUAGAGAUUGACCAGAAAGAUAUUGUGGACACUAAUGGAGCUGGAGAUGCGUUUGUUGGAGGUUUCCUGUCUGAGCUGGUGCAGGAUAAGUCUCUGGAGCAGUGUAUCCGCGCUGGACACUAUGCUGCUAACGUCAUCAUUAAACACUCAGGCUGUACGUUUCCAGAGAAGCCUGACUUCCACUGAGAGACGAGUGAACUUUGCCACCACAGUGUUAUGGGACUAAUGCCUUCCUCUCAGUGUUUAAUUGACUUUUUUCCUCUUCCUUUGCUCCUGUGUUCUCUCUCUCUCUCUCUCUCUCUCUCUCUCUCUCUCUCUCUCUCUCCCUUCUUGCAUUCAGACUUCUGUGCCUCUGCCUCACAGCAGCCAGUCCCAUAGUAUGAUGUAAUCAUGCAGGCCUUUUACUUAAUAACAAUCUAAUGUUUACAACAGAAGCAACCAACUGCUUCUAUAAAGAGGAAAAAAAUGUUUUUACUUUUUUUUUUUAUAUAUUUCUGUUCCCUGUACUUUAAACAUACAGUACACAGAAGUCACGUGCAGUGAUGAUGACCACUUUGACUCUAUUUGAGCAUAACAGAUGUCCGUAGUUUUUUUUUUUUUUUUUAAACACCUGCCAGGAAACAGCCUUAAUGUCUUCUUUGGAACAGUUGGAAUUUAUUUCAGUUAAUUUCAUCAAAUGUUUUUAAAGGCCAGUCUUGAACUAUUUUGUGCCGUCUCUUAAUUUUGUAAUAACAAAGAAGGAAUAUGCAUGCGUGUUCUGUAUAUGUGGUGAUACAGCUAUCUCUACACGGUCUCACUGACUCUGAAAACUGACAUAAUUAAAAUAUGUUGCCUUCA